This is a messenger RNA of Acanthosepion pharaonis, 495 nucleotides long. NCBI's taxonomy places the organism in Eukaryota, Metazoa, Mollusca, Cephalopoda, Sepiida, Sepiidae. The record is from the annotation of a GenBank genome assembly.
AUGGGGAGCCACUGUGGAAAAACGCGUUUCUGGAACAGAGAAAAAGGCGUGAGAGACACAGAUUUCAUUUUCCAUAUCUAUCUAUCUAUUCACAAUAUCUAUCUAUCUAUCUAUCUAUCAUUUAUUCUUAUUGUCUAUCUAUCUAUCUAUCUAUCUAUCUAUCUAUCUAUCUAUCUAUCUUAUCUAUACAUAUCUAUUUAUGUCUGUCUCAGCUUUUUCAUCUUUUCUCAGUCUGUUCAUAUCUAUCUAUCUAUCUAUCUUUGGGCACCCCUGCGUGGUGUAAUGUAUGUUCAUACCUAUCUAUCUAUCUAUCUAUCUGUCUAUCUAUCUGUCUAUCACUUCUAUUUUGACCCAACAGACAGGCCCGACAUUAUCCCACAGACGUCAGCGUAUCCGAGUCUUAGCGUCGGGCAAAAAGCGAAUAGGUCACGUGACCGACACCUGAAAAUUGAUGAUGGUCGCUCUGCGAAAAAUUAUUCCGAGAAGGAAAGCUAA